CAUGUGCCGCACAGUGCGAGCGAAGCUCAACCUCCCCUGUCCUUCAUGAAGGCCCGCUAGGUCAUUCCCCUAGCUCCGAGCAUGCCUCACGGUGUGUUGCUCAACCGCUUUACACAAGCAAAACAAGCCGCAUACAAGCUCAGCAUGCGAGAAUGACCCGCGAUGGAUGUCGCCCAUCCCACAGCAGGCUGGGAGCAGCUCGGUGACCGCUUUUACCGCAAAACGCAGCUGUACGCUCAAGUGUUCGACCAGGACCUGGACCUGGACAACUACCUGGUCGCGGGGGCUCCGUAUGGAGGCGCCAUCGCGCUUUACCGCGACGAGGACAAGCUGAUCGCAUUCCAGGCGACGCAUCCCUCCAAGCCGUCCAUCGACAUCUACAGCUGCGCCGGCAAGCUCAUCCGCCGCAUCAACUGGGACCAGGGCUCCAUCAAGGGGCUCGGCUGGUCCGAGGACGAGAAGCUCCUUGUUGUCACGGCCGACGGCACCGUGAGAUGUUACUAUGACUUGCAGGGAGAGUUCACCCAGUUCUCUCUGGGCAACGGCGCCGACGAGGCCGGCGUUCAGUCCUGCAGGUUCUACGCCCAUGGUCUUGUUGCGCUCCUGAAGAACAAUGCCUUGGUGUCUGUGUCAUCGUAUGACGAGCCUCGCCCCAAGCUCCUCGCAUCUCCCCCUGAGGGGCAGGUCCACUCGUGGAACAUCAUCCCGCCUGCCUACACGCUCUCGCGUUCCGUCGAGGUGCUUCUCAGCAUCGGCCAAACCAUCUACAUGUGUGAUGCGUCCGAGUGCGAAGACCGCUUCCUGGACAUUGGGCCCUUCUCCCACAUUGCCGUGUCGCCGAAUGGCAGGUUUUGCGCCCUCUACACGGCCACCGGUCAGGCCCAUGUCAUCACCAGCGACUUCCAAACCCGCUUGAGCGAGCACAACUCGAGGUCCAAGAUCUCGCCCAAGUAUUUUGAGUGGUGCGGCAAUGAUGCGGUAGUCAUUGCCUGGGAAGAUGAGGUCCAUCUGGUCGGCCCGAGCGGCUCACUGGCCAAGUUCUUCUAUGAUAGCGGCCGGGUGCACAUCGUUCCCGACUAUGACGGAGUCAGGAUCGUUGCGAAUGAAACAUGCGACUUCCUCCAGAAGGUCCCGGAUGUCACAGAGGAGGUAUUCCGCCUCGGUUCCGGGUCACCAGCCUCCAUUCUCCUCGAUGCCGUCGAGCAGCUCGAGAUGCAGUCGCCGAAGGCCGACGACAACAUCCAGCUGAUCCGGCCGCAACUGGCAGAAGCCGUCGACACCUGCGUGAGCGCGGCUGGCCAGGAGUUCAGUGUCCACUGGCAAAAACAGCUGCUGAAGGCCGCGUCGUUUGGGAAGUCAGUGCUCGACAUCUACAACAGCGACGACUUCGUGGAUAUGUGCGAGACGCUGCGCGUUCUCAAUGCUGUCCGCUUCUUCGAAAUCGGCCUGCCGUUGUCCUACGAGCAGUACCAACGCCUCUCGCCAUCCGGGCUCAUUUCGCGUCUCCUGAAUCGCCACGAAUAUCUUCUGGCUUUGCGGAUUGCCGGUUAUUUGCGCCUUCCGACCGAUAAGAUUUACGUGCAUUGGGCUUCGGCCAAGGUCCGUCUAGGUGCCGAGGAUGACGACGCCAUCUGCCGAAAGAUCGUCGAGAAGCUGUCUGGGAAGCCGGGCAUUUCCUUUGACGUGAUUGCUCGCGCCGCCUACGACGAAGGGAGAGGCCGUCUGGCUACGGAGCUGUUGAACCAUGAGCCACGCGCCGGCCGACAGGUACCCCUGCUGCUGAGCAUGGAGGAAGACGAGCUUGCGCUGGACAAGGCCAUCGAGAGUGGCGAUACCGACCUCAUCUACUUCGUCCUGCAUCAACUAAAGCGCAAACUGCCGCUGGCAGGCUUCUUCCGCGUCAUCAACAGCCGGCCGACCGCCACGGCCUUGGUCGAGGCGUCGGCGAGGCAGGGAGAUGCCGACGGUCGCGAAGAUACCGCGCUGCUCAAAGACCUGUACUACCAAGAUGACCGCCGCUUAGAAGGCGCCACAGUAUUCGUGCGCGAGGCAUUGCGCCAGCCAGAGAGCCGAACAGCUAGCGACAAGCUCUCGCUCGCGGCGAAAUUGCUGUCGGAUAACGCCAAGGAGCAUGCGUUUGAGAUCGGCGCCCUCAAAGAGGCGACCACGCUCCUGCGUAUGCAGGAAGCGUUUGACCGCGAUCUUACCGACAGCUUCACCGGACUGUCCGUGAACCAAACCAUGUUCAAGCUGAUCAAGCUAGGGUACCACGGCAGGGCCAAGAAGAUCCAGAGCGAGUUCAAGGUGCCCGAGAAGGUUGCCUGGUGGAUUCGCCUCCAAGCCCUGGUAGCCAAGCGAGACUGGAACGAACUGGAGGAGAUAUCCCGCCAGCGCAAAAGCCCCAUCGGCUGGGAGCCCUUCUUCAACCAGAUAUUACAAGCCGGCAACCCCCGUCUGGCCGCCAGCUUCAUCCCCAAGUGCACGGGCCUCGCGCCGGGGCAGACGGUCACCAUGUACGAGAAGUGCGGGAUGCGGGUCAAGGCGGCCGAGGAGGCGGUCAAGAUCAAGGACGCCGAGGCCUGGAGCAGGCUGCUGGAGGCGGCGGGGCGGGGCACGGCAGAGGGGCGGGAGAUCGAGAGGCUUGGCUUGGCCGUGUUUAAGAGGUGACGGCUGGCGCGUUGACCUUGCCGGUGUUGCAUGCUACAGUCGACGGGGAGGUUGGGAAUGGAGGAUUUGGGGACAGGAGGGGGGGU
Thermothielavioides terrestris NRRL 8126 is the source of this 2753-nucleotide messenger RNA. RefSeq lists its product as uncharacterized. The record is from RefSeq and is a predicted model, not a curated record. Gene Ontology annotation, biological process: vacuole fusion, non-autophagic; endosomal transport; intracellular protein transport. Gene Ontology annotation, molecular function: actin binding. The coding region runs from base 163 to 2667 and encodes 834 amino acids. Gene Ontology annotation, cellular component: endosome; cytoplasm; HOPS complex. Lineage: Eukaryota; Fungi; Ascomycota; Sordariomycetes; Sordariales; Chaetomiaceae. The transcript is spliced from 5 exons.